GACCUCACGUCCUGAGGUGGUGAAGACACGUUUGCAGAGAGGGGUCUUUUCCCUCCGCCUUCAAAACGCUGCCUGUUGCAGGGCGCAAGCCUCCACUGUAGCGCGAUGAAAAUUAUCGGAUUCUUUCUCGUGGUCCUUUUGACAAGCACCACACAAAGCGUUCUUCCGUCAGGAACAAUGGUGAAGAAAGGAGAAAAGGUUGUCAUAGACUGCUCACUUACGGCAAACGAGGGGGUCUAUUGGUUCUUCCAGCCCGAAAACUCCAAGCUAAAAUUCCUGCUGUAUUUGAAUGGCGCAGGCCAAAUAAUUUUUAAAGAGUACGACAGGCUCGACAGCACGAGAUCCUUCACCAAGGUUUCUCUGAUCGUGAAUAAUUUCAUAAAGGAAGACUCGGGGAAGUAUUAUUGCGUUAUGGUGAGGAACAGGAAAAUGGAAUUCGGUGACAUGGUCGCUCGGUAUCUGGAAGAGAUUAAAACCACUCCGAAGGCAACAACGGCCGUUACUGCGACGAAAGUGACGACAACCACUCCAAGUGAAAAGACCUCGUGUGCACCAACCGAAUCACGGUUCGCGAAGAAUGAGGAUAAAAUGUCCUGCCAUUUAUUCAUCUGGGCUCCACUGGCGUGCGCCGCCUCGCUGUUGCUUCUCGCACUGAUCUUCGUCUCCGUCCGUUACAGUACAAGGCCCCGCCGGAGACGCUGUCAGCAUCAAUUCAGAAAGAGACCAAUACCUGAAGAUAUUCGAAGACCAUUAAAUAACUACCAUUAAAAAGUUAAUUCCGGAAAAUAUGCGCAGCGUGGAUGGAAUCAUCUCUCCGAUUUAGUAAACGGGACUGCUUUGGACUGAGCGUGCAACCGAUGGAAAUCUCCUCAGCCGGGCUUCGCGUAUGCACAUCAUUCAUUGGUUUCUCUUUUCGUUCUGUUUAAGAUUCCUCCAGCUAAAGGACACUAACGCUUGUUCCAUGAAUAUGCCGAUAAGUGGACCAAUGGUCAGUACUAUUGGAUUCCCUGAGAAGUGUUUAAGAAGGAAUUGUUUUAGCAUAUGAAGCUGUAUUUCCUUUUAGAAUAGUUUUGUUUUUUAUAAUUGUGAGAAAUCCCUGGGCAAAAUGCAAAUGUAUUAUUUCAGCUAUUGGCGCUGAACAAAGCGGGCCCCUUAGCAUUAUAUUCUGGGACCGGGUGGGGGCUGGGCAUUUCAUACCCGAUGGACCGCGUCUUAAACUUUGAGGUGAGUCCGCCAUUGAGUCGUCAAGUCACAAAACUCUGAUUUUAAAAAUGAAGUUGUACUAACAGGUGACCGAAAUAAUUGCUCUGCGGGGCUUUUUUGUCUCGGCACUUUAGAGAGUGGGGUCUUGUGAAUUGGCUCGGGGAACGGAGGGGCUGAGCUCAGAGAUCUGGAACCUACAACUUCCCCUCUGGCCCCGGAGUUGCCUCUUGACAGUGAAGCAGUCAGUCCUGGGGAGGGUUAAUGAGGGUCGGAAUAUCAGAACUUGUGACUUUCUGUAAAUAGAUUUCCAUUUCGUUCACAUCUUUGUAACAAACUGGAUUGACUGAGCUUCGCGCGGGGUUCACGGGCGCGCGGAAGAGGGUUGGGUCAACCAAGGUCGGGAAGAAUUCAGACCGAGAGAUAGCACCCGGUUGCGUCUCUAUAUCGUUAUUGUGUGAUUAUUUCAAUACAGCAUAACGCCGCAUUUUAGAAAUCGCUCUUUUUGCCAGGGCUUACGCGUUGUUUAAUAAUCGUUUUGACGAUUCGUUGGCAUGUGACCUGUAACCUGCUCGUUCCGGUGCUCGCCGAUUCUUGUCUUCUGGCUAGUUUGAAAUGAGUUAGGAUGUAGCUGUUGAGAUAAUAAACCGUUCAGUAA
This is a messenger RNA of Hypanus sabinus (Atlantic stingray), 1858 nucleotides long. RefSeq lists its product as uncharacterized. The record is from RefSeq and is a predicted model, not a curated record. The transcript is spliced from 7 exons. Bases 106 to 768 code for a protein of 220 amino acids. Lineage: Eukaryota; Metazoa; Chordata; Chondrichthyes; Myliobatiformes; Dasyatidae.